AUGGCACUCCUCUACCUCUUCCUCCAGAGUCUCGUGGGGACUUUGAGCGCUAUCGGAGCCUCUUACUUGUUGAUGUAUCGGCGAAAAGACUUCCAAGAGUUAGCAGGUAAGAUGAAGGAGGAUUAUGUAAUUCUGGAUAAGAUUGACAGUUUUGUCAUCAUCACAGAGGCACAACGCCUGCAGAAGGAGCAAGUAGUCAAGCGCCUUGAAGUGUUAUCGGCCAAGCUUACACGUAUGAAGUGGACCUCUUGGAUCGGGACGUACAUUAUUAGCGCUGUUAUCCUCCGUUUAUUCAACAAGCUACUCUCUGUGAAGAACGAUACACUGGGGGGCUACCUUCCUUUUUACUUUCCCCUAUCUGUCCCGCCUUUCAGUCGCUUUCUGCAACGUGGUCUUCCCGAAGGCCAUGAUCCCAGUGCAGUAUCCGCUUCAGUUAUUGUGCUUCUUCUGAACCAGGUGUUGCGUCCUGCUCUUCUAAAGUUGGCCAAGUGUGAGAUUCCCGCUCAGAUGGCCCCUAGAAAUGCGGGAAAGCGGAUGUUUGGAGGCACUCUAAUGGCACCGGAAGACGACGCUGCUAUAUUUACAUAG
Giardia duodenalis is the source of this 588-nucleotide messenger RNA. RefSeq lists its product as uncharacterized. Lineage: Eukaryota; Fornicata; Diplomonadida; Hexamitidae. The record is from RefSeq and is a predicted model, not a curated record. The transcript has a single exon. Bases 1 to 588 code for a protein of 195 amino acids.